Messenger RNA from Aedes albopictus (Asian tiger mosquito), 3628 nucleotides. It is a transcript of the gene Mat89Ba, whose product is annotated as nucleolar protein 6. The coding region runs from base 118 to 3579 and encodes 1153 amino acids. The record is from RefSeq and is a predicted model, not a curated record. Lineage: Eukaryota; Metazoa; Arthropoda; Insecta; Diptera; Culicidae. Gene Ontology annotation, cellular component: small-subunit processome; CURI complex; UTP-C complex. Gene Ontology annotation, biological process: tRNA export from nucleus; rRNA processing. The transcript has 6 exons.
UCAAAACAAAAACAAUGUGCAGCGCAGUGAAGUGAUGGUGGUUUUUUUGUGCUCCUCACAUUUUUACUAAAAAGUUCCAAUAUUUAACAGAAAUCCUGCGGUAAUUCUUGAAAAAAGAUGAAAAAAUUUAACAUGAAGAAAUCGAAACCUUCAAAGCCGGUCUCUUCGAAGGUGAAACAGGUGGAAGCUGAUUAUGAUUCGAUGAUUGAAAACGGAACGGACGACGAUUCCAACGAUGAUGAUGGCCAGGAGGAUGAUAAUCGACAGGAAAGUGAUAGCGGUCAGGAGAGUGGUGGGAGAUUUGUGCGUGCUUUGGUUAACCCAGAUAAAAAGCCAACAAAAGGAGUGAAACGUAAAGCCAGUGAUGAUCAGGAUGAGGAACACAUCCAGAAGAUCAAGGCCUUGAAGCAGCUGUACAAGGCCCCCACCAUGGAGGAGAUCAACCGCUUGAAGGAAACGGAGAACUUCUACCACUCGAAUCUGUUUCGGCUGCAGGUUGAAGAGAUGCUCAACGAGGUGAAGAUUAAAGUGAAAGUUUCGAAUUACGUUGAGCAGUGGCUGGGAGAUUUCCGGAAGUUCUUACGGACGGUCAAGGAUUCCGAUAGUGAGCGAUCGCUGAAAGACGUCGAUUACGAUGGGGUUGAUUAUCCUUUGGAAAUUCCUGAUGAUUGUGGUGUUUUGGAUAAGGAAACUUUCAAAUUCGUGCAGCAGCGGAUAGUGCACCAGAUGGGAGCCACUCGACUGGGUACUGGUUAUGGGAAGCCCCUGAAAGUGGAUUUGCUGCUGGAAAUUCCGGAUAAGUGCUUCCAUAAAGAGGAUUACCGCAACAUGCGGUACCAUCUGAAAAGGGCACAUUUCCUUAGCCAUCUGGCGGAAGCGCUUGGAAAGCAGUCCAAGUAUCCGUUGGCCGCUGGGAUGCGGUUCGUACCCUUGAAGGGGGACGCCCGCAAGCCGGUGCUGGAGUUGACGCCAGGUGACGACAAGUUUGCCAAGCGGGUGGUGUUUGUGGUGCAUGCCGUUCCGAUGGGAAAGUUUUCGCCGAAUAGAUUUCUUCCAGAUAAGAACAACGUUCGACCAGCAUUGAUUGGGAGCGAGGUGACUUCUGAACUUGCACCUACGCCGCACUACAACGCUUCCAUCCUGUAUGACUUGCGGCUGCUGAAAAACCAGGAAAUUCUGGACAGCAUUCUCCAAUCGGAUCAGGUUCGUCAGGCUAUCGUCCUACUGAAGGUAUGGCUGCGUCAGCGUCGUUUCGACGCCGGUUACUACGGGUUCGAUGGUGCUUUGGCAACGUUCUACGUUGCGUAUUUGCUGCAAACACGUAAAAUCUAUAGCAGCAUGAGCAGUUACCAGAUCAUCCGACUGUUCUGGAAUCAGUUGGCCAAUAGCCAUUGGGACACCGAAGGAAUCACUAUGGAAAUCAGUGCGAAUCUGCAACCGCAUCUAGCACAAUAUGAAGUUGUCUUUCUGGAUAGCUCGGGUCUCUUAAACAUCUGUGCGAAUCUCUCCGGAGAUUUGUACCGUCGAGUCAAACAAGAAGCCGCUACUGCUAUCCACCUGCUGGAUAACCACAAGGUCAACAGCUUCCUUCCCCUGUUCCUUAGCAAGUAUCCUCCCUACACGCAGUACGAUCACAUCCUCAGCAUCGACAAACCUGAUCUGAUACGAUCCGUUGUAGACACCUUCGGUUCCGACGAAGACAAAUUGAACUACUUCGGAAAUACACACGCCCACUUCCGGAAGAUGAUCUACCACCUUCUGCAAAGAGGCCUUGGACCACGGGCUUCGUUCAUCGUGCCAAUCCUCAUUCGGGAGGAUUCCACCGAUCUGCAACUAACGUUCGGCAUUCAACUGAACCCCCAGGAAGCGUUCACCGUGCUGGAUAAAGGUCCGGAAGCGAUCGAUAAGCAAGCUGCGGACGAGUUCCGGGACUUUUGGCGCGGUAAGGCCGAACUGCGUCGCUUCAAAGACGGUUCCAUCACGGAAUCGGUCGUUUGGGGCUCCAGUUCGGAUCCGAUCGGGGAAAAGCGUCUGAUCUGCCGGAAGAUAGCGCUCUACCUGCUGAACGCACACUUUGACAUCUCGGAAACUAAGCUGACCUAUUUGGCGCAGCAGUUCGAGGUUUCCGUCAAACCGGAUGGCGGUGAACUGCAGGAAACGGUCGAGGAGCGCUCGCUUGCUUGCAUCCGGGCGUUCGAUAACCUCAGCAAAAUCGUGAAGACCUUGGAUGGGCUUCCGCUGGCGAUCAAUUCGUUGGCCGGUACGGAUGCCGUGUUCCGGUAUGCCGAUCCGGAUCCGCCACGACCAACGGCGAAGGCACUGUUGGUUAAUGACCAGCUGAUGUUCCUGUCGUCGCACGUUGUGAACGCGACGAUUCAGCUGGAAUCCAGUGGAAAGUGGCCUGAUCAGCUGGAAGCGAUACGGAAGCUCAAGGCUGCCUUCUAUCUGCGGAUCGCGGAGUGUAUCCGGGCAUACGCUGGGAAGAGCGCGGAGCUGAUUCCACAGGCCUAUUUCGACUACCUGGAUAUUAUGUACGAAAAGUUCCUCUUCCGGCUACACAUCGUGCACCAGCGCGAGAUCACCAUCCAGCGGGAGUACCUCUCGGAGAACAAGGUCACCAAGCUGUACCGCGAUUCGGAUAAAAGCGUCCAGCUGGAGAUGCAAGCAAUCAUCCUGCCGAAACUGACCGGUAUCCUGCACGGUCUGCACCAGCAGUACUUCUCGUUCGGCUCGGUUGCUGCCAUGGCCAAACGGUGGCUCUACUCGCAGCUGAUCGAUCCGUUCCUGUGGCCGGACGAGUGCACCGAGUUGAUCGUGGCGUCGCUGUACCUGAAGCAGGAUCCCACCCUACAGCCGCAGGCCGGCUUCCUGAGGUUCUUGGAGCAUCUGGCCGGCACGGACUGGAGCAAAGAGCUGGUGCUGUUGAAUUUCAACGACGAGAUACCGGAGGAAAAGGUGGAAGAACUGGAGAAGCAGUUUAUCGACAAGAGGGAUAGCUUCCCACCGUUGGCUAUUGUGACGUCUUGCGAUUUGGAGAAAUAUGGGUUAUUCGCUCAGCGGGCACCCAGCCAGGAGGUUCUGACCCGGGUCGUGUUUCUGGCGAAGAACAUGGUGACGAUGAUCGAGAGCAACUUCAAUGCCAUUCGGAAUAAAGUUCAUAUAUUCUACCAACCGUCUUACCAAGGUUACGAUUUGAUCAUCCAUCUGGAUUCCACCAUCAUCCCCGCCACGGGAAUCACCAGUGUGGAAAACUUCACCAGAGGAAAGCGGUCACUCCUGAUGGAAGGGGAAACGAAAGACCCAGCAGCUGGGUUCAACCCUGUGGAGUUAUACCUGAGAGAACUUCGAGACGGCUACCGGAAGUUUGCGGUGUUCUUCCACGAUCACUGCGGUGGUGAUCGGAUCGCAGUCCUGUGGCGACCGGAUGCCCUUGAGGAGAAGCCUUUUACGACUAGCAACAUGAAUGGUCGUAUACUUACAAGAGAGGGUAUUCUAAAGUUGAAUACGGAAGCUCUGAUACAAGACUUCGAAAUCAUCGGGAAAGGAUUAGUGCAAAAGAUUGAACGGAAGUCCAACUAACAUUUAAUAUAAUAUAAUGUUUUCAUCUAUUAGUUAACACGACAAGGUA